This is a messenger RNA of Brassica rapa (field mustard), 2665 nucleotides long. RefSeq names its product receptor-like serine/threonine-protein kinase SD1-8. Lineage: Eukaryota; Viridiplantae; Streptophyta; Magnoliopsida; Brassicales; Brassicaceae. Gene Ontology annotation, molecular function: ATP binding; protein serine/threonine kinase activity. The record is from RefSeq and is a predicted model, not a curated record. Gene Ontology annotation, biological process: protein phosphorylation; recognition of pollen. Gene Ontology annotation, cellular component: plasma membrane.
ACUUUCAUCAAGAAAAGUUCAAACAUAAACGGAAAAAAAAAAAAAAGAUGAAGAAGAAAGAUGAAAGGUGCACAGAGCACAUGCCACCAUUCUUACACCUUGUCGUUAUUGCUCGUCUCGAUUCUACUAUUUCAUCAUCCUACCGUUUCGGUCGAUGUCAACACUUUGUCGUCCACAGAAUCUCUUACAAUCUCAAGCAACAGAACACUUGUUUCUCCCGGCGGAGUCUUCGAGCUUGGUUUCUUCAAACCAUCGGCGCUCCAGCGUUGGUAUUUGGGAAUAUGGUAUAGAAAAGUCUUUGAUCAGAAAACCUACGCAUGGGUCGCCAACCGAGACAACCCUCUGUCCAAUUCCAUUGGAACCCUCAAAAUCUCUGGCAACAAUCUUGUCCUGCUAGGUCACUCUGUUUUGUGGUCCUCGAAUCUUACUAGAGGAAAUGUUAGUUCUCCGGUGGUAGCAGAGCUUCUUCCCAACGGUAAUUUUGUAAUGAGAUACUCCAACAAAAGUGGAUUCUUGUGGCAGAGUUUCGAUUUUCCGACGGAUACUUUACUUCCGGGGAUGAAACUAGGUUACCAUCGCAAAACAGGGCGCAGCAGGUUCCUCACAUCAUGGAGAAGUUCUGAUGAUCCCUCAAGCGGGUAUUUCACGUACGAACUCGACACUCGAAGGGGCUUGCCCGAAUUCUUUGUGAUGUAUAACGAUAUUGAACUGUAUCGGGGCGGUCCGUGGAAUGGAAUCGAGUUUAGUGGCAUAUCGAAGCCUAAGGAUCAAGAACUAUAUUACAAUUACACGGAUAACAGUGAGGAGGUCACGUACACGUUCCUUAGUGCCAACCAAAGCAUCUACUCUAGAUUUACCAUCGUUUACUAUGGGUCCCUCUAUCUAUCCACGUGGAUCCCGCCAUCAUCUGGAUGGAGGGAUUUCGAUGCUUUACCAACGGCAGAAUGCGAUUAUUAUAAUAUCUGUGGACCCAAUGCUUAUUGUAAGUUAAACAAUACAUGUCACUGUUUGGAAGGGUUCGACCCCAUGAACCCGCGGCAGUGGAGCGCGAGAGAACGAUCAGAAGGGUGUGUGAGGAGGACACCGCUGAGUUGCAGCGGAAAUAGGUUUUUAUUGCUUAAGAAGACGAAACUUCCAGAUACCAAGAUGGCUAGUUUUGAUCGGAGAAUUAACUUGAAGAAAUGUGAAGAGAGGUGCCUUAGGGAUUGUACCUGUACUUCGUUCGCGGCUGCGGAUGUUCGAAAUGGCGGAACGGGUUGUGUGAUGUGGACCAGGCAGCUUAAUGAUACCCGGACUUACUCCAUCGGUGGUCAAGAUCUCUAUGUCAAAUUGGCUGCUGCUGAUACAGUUUUUUCCUCGGACGAGGAGAGAGACAGAAAUGGAAAAAAAAUAGGUUGGAGUGUAGGAGUCAGCUUAAUGCUUAUUCUGAGUGUUAUCGUGUUCUGCUUUUGGAAAAGGAGACAGAAGCAAGCAAAACCAGCUGCAACACCUAUAGUUCAAAACCAAGGUCUAAUGAUCGGGGUGGUAUUACCAAGACAAAUACCAUCCCGGAGAAACUUGUCUGAAGAGAACGCGGUAGAAGAUUUGGAACUUCCAUUGAUGGAGUUUGAAGCUGUUCUCACAGCCACCGAACAUUUUUCUAACUGUAACAAAGUUGGAGAAGGUGGCUUCGGCGCUGUUUACAAGGGAAGGUUACUUGACGGGCAAGAAAUUGCGGUGAAGAGACUAUCAGAAAUGUCAGCUCAAGGUACCAAUGAAUUCAUGAAUGAAGUCAGGCUAAUUGCAAGGCUUCAGCACAUAAACCUUGUACGGCUUCUUGGAUGUUGCGUUGAUGAGGGAGAGAAGAUCUUGAUCUACGAGUACUUGGAGAAUCUAAGCCUCGAUUCUCAUCUCUUUGGUUUAACCAGAAGCAGUAUGCUAAAUUGGCAAAUGAGAUUUGAUAUCAUCAAUGGUAUUGCUCGAGGAAUUCUCUAUCUUCACCGAGAUUCAUCCAUUCGAAUCAUCCAUAGGGAUUUGAAAGCAAGCAACAUCUUGCUUGACAAAGAUAUGACUCCAAAAAUUUCGGACUUCGGAAUGGCUAGGAUCUUUGGACGAGAUGAGACGGAAGCUAACACAAGGAAGGUGGUCGGAACUUACGGCUACAUGUCCCCAGAAUACGCUAUGGAAGGGAUAUUCUCUAUGAAGUCAGAUGUCUUCAGUUUUGGAGUCUUGCUUCUUGAAAUUAUAAGUGGCAAGAGGAAUAAAGGAUUCAACAACUUGGGCCGUGACAACAAUCUUCUCGAUUGUGUGUGGAGGAAUUGGAAAGAAGGUCAAGGUCUAGAGAUUGUAGACACGGUCAUCAUAGAUUCUUCAUCACCAACGUUCAGGCCACGUGAUAUCCAAAGGUGUUUACAAAUUGGCCUCUUGUGUGUUCAAGCCCGUCCAGAUGAUAGACCAAUUAUGUCGGCAGUUGUUUUCAUGCUGGAAAGCGAAGCAGCAGAUAUUCCUCAACCUAAACCGCCAGGUUAUUGCGUCAUAGGAAAUUAUUCGACUUGGAGUAAACAGCGAGACCGUGAAUCUUGCACAGUGAACCAGAUCACCAUGUCGAUUAUAGACGCUAGGUAAUGUGAUGUAAAGAAACCACCCUUGAUAGUGCUUAACACUAGCCCAAGACCGUAAUACCCGA